Messenger RNA from Nothoprocta perdicaria, 3640 nucleotides. It is a transcript of the gene GALNS, whose product is annotated as galactosamine (N-acetyl)-6-sulfatase. The record is from RefSeq and is a predicted model, not a curated record. NCBI's taxonomy places the organism in Eukaryota, Metazoa, Chordata, Aves, Tinamiformes, Tinamidae. The annotation marks the transcript as partial. The transcript is spliced from 14 exons. Gene Ontology annotation, molecular function: arylsulfatase activity; N-acetylgalactosamine-6-sulfatase activity.
CGGCCCAACCUGCUGCUGCUCCUCAUGGACGACAUGGGUUGGGGUGAUUUGGGAGCUUUUGGAGAGCCUUCUAAGGAAACUCCUAACCUGGACCAGAUGGCUUCAGAAGGGAUGCUUUUCCUGGAUUUUUAUACUGCCAACCCCCUCUGCUCUCCGUCCAGGGCAGCGCUGUUGACGGGCCGGCUCCCAAUCAGGAAUGGCUUUUACACCACAAACGCACAUGCCAGGAACGCAUACACGCCACAGAAUAUAGUAGGAGGAAUCCCCGAUUCUGAAUUACUGCUUCCAGAGUUGCUGAAGAAAGCAGGAUACACCAAUAAGAUCAUUGGAAAAUGGCAUCUGGGUCACAGGCCCCAGUUCCACCCCCUGAAGCACGGGUUUGAUGAGUGGUUUGGAUCCCCUAACUGCCAUUUUGGACCUUAUGAUAACAAAGCAGCCCCUAAUAUUCCUGUGUAUAGGGACUGGGAGAUGGUUGGCAGAUAUUAUGAAGAUUUCAAUAUUGAUCUGAAGACAGGUGAAGCCAACUUGACUCAGAUCUACCUGCAGGAAGCUCUCGAUUUUAUUAGCAGGCAGCAGGCCAGCCAGCAGCCAUUCUUUUUAUACUGGGCAAUUGAUGCUACCCACGCUCCUGUUUAUGCCUCCAAACAUUUCCUGGGUACUAGUCAGAGAGGACUAUACGGCGAUGCUGUACGAGAAAUUGAUGAUAGCAUUGGGAAAAUCCUGAAGCAUCUUCAGAAGCUGGGUAUCAGUGAGAACACGUUUGUGUUCUUCACCUCCGAUAACGGGGCUGCUCUCAUUUCAGCUCCCAAACAAGGUGGAAGCAAUGGUCGCUUUCUGUGUGGUAAACAAACUACUUUUGAAGGAGGCAUGAGAGAACCAGCUAUUGCGUGGUGGCCUGGACAUAUACCUGCAGGAAGGGUGAGCCAUCAGCUGGGCAACGUGAUGGAUCUCUUCACGACCAGCCUCUCCCUGGCGGGGCUGCAGCCUCCAAGUGACAGACAGAUUGACGGCAUCGACCUUUUACCUGCCAUCUUGCAGGGACAGCUAAUUGACAGGCCCAUCUUCUACUACCGGGGCAACGAGAUGAUGGCAGUAAGAGUCGGGCUUUACAAGGCUCACUACUGGACCUGGAGCAACUCCUGGGAGGAGUACAGCAAGGGCAUUGAUUUCUGUCCUGGACAGAAUGUCUCUGGAGUGACAACACACACCAAGGAGGAGCACACCACUCUGCCGCUGCUUUUCCACUUGGGAAGAGACCCUGGAGAAAAGUAUCCAUUAAGUUUUGCCAGUGCUGAGUAUCAAGGAGUUAUGGAGCGAAUAUCUAACGUCGUCCGGCAGCACCAAGUGACCAUGGUGCCAGGAGAGCCACAGCUUAACGUAUGCGACAAGGCCGUCAUGAAUUGGUCUCCCCCCGGCUGUGAGAAGCUAGGAAAGUGCCUGAAACCGCCCGAGUCUGAACCUAAGAAGUGCAUCUGGCCUCACUGAUCUCCAGAGCUACUCRAAAAAAGCCAUAACCAACCGGAUAUAUGGUUUACAAUGCAUGUUUUCUCAUGUUGGCACUCCUGUUUACACAGGAAGGGCGGGAUGUAUGAUAUCAUCACUUGCUCUUCCAAAAGGACCAGUGUUUAUAUUGGUAGCGCUCAGGGUUUUAGCUUCUCCUCUUCUCUUCUAGUUGUUGCCGUAAAUGGUAAGUGUUCAGCAAGGACAAUUUCGACUGGAAAAGCUCCGUAGACAACCCCAAGGCUGCCCUUACCUCAGAAAUGCAGUGUUUGCACCUUUCCCCUGCUCCUUCCACCCAUCCUGCCCUCUCAGAUCAUCACUCCUUCCAAUACCCCGCGCUGACAGCAGGGCAGGUUCAGGGAGCCCAAACCCMGGCGCCCUGCCCAAACUGGCCGUGUUUGCUUUGCAUGCAACUUGUUGCUUUAACAUUUGAUUUCCACCGUGGGACCUUUGGGCACCAGCUUGCCCUUUUUUUUUAUUAUUUUCUUCCUAAUUUUGUGAGUACUGGGUGCAGCCGGAUGGCCCCUGGGGGCAAACAAGCGCUGCCUCCGGCGCUCCCAAAGGAAGGCUGGGCUCGAGGGAGGAGAACACCCCGUCCCUUCCGUGUGCAGACACUGACAUUCGCGAGGUACGUUGCAAAGCACAGGGAGGACAGUGUCUAUGUAGGUGUUGCCUCGCUGCUGGCCUGCGGGAUGUUCUCAAGAAGCUCGAGGGCAGUUGCUCAUUUUAAGAUUUUUCUGCAUUUCUGUAGAUCUGGGCCCAAAUAUGGUCCAAGUCACGUUUCAAGCCUCAUGAUCGGGGCCMGGCCAAGUGGCGGCUCAGAAAUGCCCGUUUCCAUCAGGCAGUAACUCUUGACCCUGUUUCCAGCGGCUCUCGGAGGAAUUCUCCUUGUGCAAACUUGGCGCGCCCGGGCGCAGCGCUUCUCUAAACACACCACCCUGCCRCUGCAGGCCCGUCUCACUCUUCCACGCCAGAGUUUUCAUCCCCUUCUGCGUUUUUUUCACGCCUAUUACCACUCUUAAUUACCAUUUCUUGUGCAGAACCUAAUGCAGUUAGUGCGGGGCGCCCGGGACGCCACCCUGGGCAGGCAGCGUGGGCACUGCGAGCUCCGUGUCCGCCCCUGCGCUGCUGCGAGCAGUCCCCAUGCCCUCCUCCAUACCAGGAAACCGCAGGGCUGCCUUCCCAGGCCGAGCGUGGGACUCCAGAUGGCUGGAAGGCUCCGCUUCCGUGGCAGCUGCUGYGCGCGCUUUCGUUCGUGCCUCCCUAUCAACCCAGAAGCUCCCGUCGCAUCCGCUGCCUUGCUGCUCGCUACCUGCAAGCUUYGCCAUGGUAAUUCCCACCUUGUGCCUGGAUAAUCCCAUAAGAUUGGAGUAAAUACAGCUCUUGCAUUGGCUCUUACUGUCCCCCCUGUCAGAAAUCACUGCAUCCAGCAGACCCAUCCUGGGCUCUGGGUCUCGCUGCUCAUCUGCAAACGGGACAUGUUCAUUGUCCAGGCAGCUCUCAGCUGCCUUGUGCUGUCCSCUCCUGUUCCUCUGGUCUCUCAAGGCAUUUCCAGGCCAUCCAGGACGUUUCUUCUCAUCCUGACACAAUGUGCAUAGCUCAAGAGAUUGAGAUCAGCCCAUUUUUGAAUUGCUGUAUGAGAAGGACGGCGGAGGAUUUCCAGCAGAAACGAGUGGCGCUGGAAAUCAGGGGGAAAAUAACCAAUAACUUUUUAUUUUCUGGUCUGUGGCCCAUCUGCUUCAGUCACCUAGAGAUGCUCAGAGCCAAGAGCAGAUAAAGCUACCGCCAGACGAGGGAGUCUGUCGCUGCAGUUCCCUGGAAGCUGCUGGGGCUGCCACGCAAACACUGCUGCGUGUCCCGUCCCUCCUGCUGCGCCCGGCCAUUCCCUUCCACGGCUGUGGAGUGGGAGAUCCCGCUUUGCCCCGCGCCCUGUCACUGGCUUAGACAAGACCUGCGCUCUCUGGGCACUCAGGGCUGGCUUACCAAACUCGUCAAAGCCUCUUUUUUUCAAAAAAAGUAGGUUCUCAAAGCGCAGAUAUUGGACUUAAACUUGCAUCCUUGAAAGCUGCCUCUGAGGGAGAUCACUUGGUGUUUACUUACCUGCUUCCUGCUCAUCUAGCACAAAAGCCUGAAGUUUAGU